GGGCUGAGCCUGCGAUUGUUUUUGAUGUUAUGUUGUCGUUAGCGGUUUAGCUGGUUGUUAUGAACGUGAAAAAAAUAUUUUCAAAAUGAAAACAUAUAAACAUCUUAAAUAAUUAUCAUAAACAGCAGAGUAUACUAAAUAAAAAAGAGUAGUACAUCAGGAUUCCCCCGUGUUCUCUGAAGUAAACACUGCACUAGCAUGGCUGUUGGAGGAUAAGUGUGAAAUUUGCAACAUUCGGGAAAAGUACAAGCAGUUAUCAGGAUUACUAACCGUUUAUCUAUUAUACAUUUUACGUGAGUUGAAGGUAUAAAGGUGUUAAAGAUUAGAAUUUCGUUUUUUUUUCGAAGCACAUAAGCAGAUUCACCUUCAAAAUGAGUAACAUAUAUAUCCAGGAACCUCCAACAAGUGGAAAGGUGCUGAUGAAGACCUCAGCAGGGGAAAUUGACAUCGAGCUGUGGUCCAAGGAGACUCCUAAAGCAUGCAGGAACUUUGUGCAGCUGUGCAUGGAAGGUUACUAUGAUGGCACCAUUUUUCACAGAGUGGUGCGGGAUUUCAUCAUCCAGGGGGGCGAUCCAACAGGAACAGGAACGGGUGGAGAGUCCAUCUACGGACGCCCUUUCAAGGAUGAGUUUCACACCAGACUGCGCUUCCUUCGGAGGGGGUUGGUUGCCAUGGCAAACGCUGGACCACAUGACAAUGGUAGUCAGUUUUUUUUCACCCUGGGACGUGCAGACGAGCUCAAUAAUAAGCACACAAUAUUUGGCAAGGUCACCGGAGACACAAUUUAUAACAUGCUCAGAUUAGCAGAAGUUGAAUGUGAUGCUGACGAAAGGCCUCUGAAUCCCCACAAGAUAAGAACCACCGAGGUGCUACACUCUCCUUUUGAUGACAUCGUACCUCGUGAAACAAAAAAAGGAAAAAAGGAUAAAGACAAAGAGGAGGCAAAGAAAUCCCAGUCAAAGGCCACAAAGAACUUCAGUCUGUUAUCAUUUGGAGAAGAAGCUGAAGAAGAGGAGGAGAUGGUGACUCAAGUUAGUCAGACAUUUAAAGGAAAAAGCAAAAGCAGCCACGACCUUCUGAAGGACGAUCCCAGACUGAGCUCAGUUCCAGCUGUUGAUAAAGACAAAGAGAAGGGGGCAUCUGGAAACGACAGUGAUUCAGACAACGAGGCAUAUGAUGAUGAGGAUGACGCAUGUGCAGAUGAAGAGCAUGAUCCAGAAAGGAAGAAGAAGAUAAGAGAACUGGUCAGUAAAAAGCUCAAGAAAGAAAAAGGAGCCGAGAGCUCAGCUGAGCCCAGAGAGGAGGAGCCUGGGAAGAAAACCAGUCGCAGUGAUGAAUUAAGGAAGGAGGUCCGGCAGCUAAAAAAGGAGCUUCAGGCCAUAAAGCAAAGGAAAGAUGAAAGUUCAAAGCCUGCUGCAGAUGAAGUCAAGGAGGAGAAAAAGCCGUCCAGUGAGGCUGUUGCUGAAUACCUGGAGGAAAGAAAGAAGUAUGAAGAUCUGAGGAAAGAAAAACGUAAAAGAAGCAAUAACAGAGAAGAGCAGACUCUGGCUCUGCUUAAUAACUUCAAGUCCAAGCUGUCAUCUGCCAUCACAGAGGGUCCAGAGGAGGAGGAGGACGUGGAGGAGCUGGCUGAGGACGAUGACAGAGGAUGGAUGGCCCAUGUUCUGCAGUUUGAUGAGCAAAGCAGAAAAGUCAAGGAUGCCAACAUGCAGGAUGAAGACACGUUUGAGAUCUACGAUCCGCGCAACCCCGUCAACAAACGAAGGAGAGAGGAGAGCAAGAAGAUCAUGAAGGAGAAGAAGGCCAAAAGGUGAAGAUCUGAGGUUAAAGUUCAGCUUCUGUCUACCCUGUGGGACUAAAAACUGAUUAUGCAGCAUCCUGACUCUCUGCUUUCCCAUCAGAGUCCGUUGUUGAGCAGUUUCCUGACAUCUGAGCUUAUCUGUGAUGGAAGAGCUGUGAUAGAUAACUCUGUUACUCGUCAUGCUUAAUGUUGUAAAGCUUCAGGACUACAUGUCAUUUCAGGGUUUUGUUUGGGUUGUUUUAUUGUGGGGGGGGGGGUAUGGUGGUACUGUGUAGACUUUUCUACAAAAGAACCCAUGUCCAAUAUUAACUGCAUAACUGUCUAAUAAAGUUAAUAUUUCUAAAUUUGAAA
This is a messenger RNA of Nothobranchius furzeri (turquoise killifish), 2152 nucleotides long. It is a transcript of the gene cwc27, whose product is annotated as CWC27 spliceosome associated cyclophilin. Gene Ontology annotation, molecular function: peptidyl-prolyl cis-trans isomerase activity. NCBI's taxonomy places the organism in Eukaryota, Metazoa, Chordata, Actinopteri, Cyprinodontiformes, Nothobranchiidae. Gene Ontology annotation, biological process: protein folding; protein peptidyl-prolyl isomerization. The record is from RefSeq and is a predicted model, not a curated record. Gene Ontology annotation, cellular component: catalytic step 2 spliceosome.